This is a messenger RNA of Fragaria vesca subsp. vesca, 1328 nucleotides long. RefSeq lists its product as uncharacterized. Lineage: Eukaryota; Viridiplantae; Streptophyta; Magnoliopsida; Rosales; Rosaceae. The transcript has 2 exons. Bases 105 to 1328 code for a protein of 407 amino acids. Gene Ontology annotation, cellular component: membrane. Gene Ontology annotation, molecular function: glycosyltransferase activity. The record is from RefSeq and is a predicted model, not a curated record.
CCAUCGAUUCAGUUUGAGCUUUCACUCUCGCGCUUCCUUCUUCGAUCAUCUUCUCUGUUUCUUUCUUUUGGUUCGAUGAGAAUCAGUGUUUGAAUGUCAAAGCCAUGGCAAGAAGCAGAGGGGAGAAAGAACAGAGCUUCCACGAUAAGAACACGGGUUUUCUCAAACUCUUGCAAGUUGUCUCCUUUUUGGUCGUUUUUGUUGUGGGUGUGGUCAUAGGAUUGGUAACAAGCGCCCACAUCAAUCGUCAUUUGGGUGCACAAACCGAGACUUAUUCCUUUAUCAACAACUUCUCCUCCUCCUCCAAGGAGACUACACCACCACCACCACCACCACUGGAGCCUAAUUAUUGUCCAGCAGUUGUGCAAAAUUGCGAGAAGGUUGAUUGUUUGAGCAUGGCCACAUUUCUGGAGCCUAAUAAGAACUUGACACAUGGUAUGUCGGAUAAUGAGCUGUUUUGGAGAGCUUCAUUGGUUCCGGGUACGAAAGAGUAUCCGUAUGAGAGAGUGCCCAAAGUGGCUUUCUUGUUUAUGACUAGAGGGCCGUUGCCUUUGAUGCCCUUGUGGGAGAGGUUCUUUCAGGGACAUGACAAUAAGCUUUUCUCAGUUUAUGUGCAUGUUGUUCCGGGGUAUAGGGUCAAUGCAUCAACCACUUCUCCUUUUUAUCGACGAGAAAUCCCUAGUCAGCCUGUUUCUUGGGGAAGCGUUACACUGGUUGAUGCAGAGAGGCGCCUUCUAGCUAAUGCCUUGCUUGAUUUCUCAAAUGAGCGCUUUAUCCUCCUCUCUGAGAGUUGCAUCCCAGUCUAUAACUUUCCUACAGUGUACAAGUAUCUCACUGGUUCCAAGUAUAGCUUUGUUGAAUCAUACGACGAUGCUGGACGUUUUGGCCGUGGGCGUUACAGCCGUAGAAUGCUUCCUGAUAUUCAGCUGUAUCAGUGGAGGAAAGGGUCUCAGUGGUUUGAACUUAGCCGCACUUUAGCUGCUAUUAUAGUCGCAGACGUACGGUACUACACCGUCUUCAGCAAAUAUUGUUUGCCUGCUUGCUACCCAGAUGAGCAUUACAUGGCAACUUACUUCAAUAUGUUCCAUGGUUCACUGAACUCUAAUCGAACCGUGACUUGGGUAGACUGGUCUGUGGGAGGACCACACCCUGCAAUGUAUGGAGGAGAAAAUGUUACAGAAGAUUUUGUACGGUCUAUUAGGAAUAAUGGAGCACUUUGUCAGUACAAUUCAGAGAUGACAUCCAUUUGUAACCUAUUUGCUCGGAAGUUCGCUCCAACAGCAUUGGAGCCUUUGCUCGAGCUUGCCUCAUCCGUGAUGGAAUUUUGA